Seriola dumerili (greater amberjack) is the source of this 2641-nucleotide messenger RNA. It is a transcript of the gene oat, whose product is annotated as ornithine aminotransferase. Lineage: Eukaryota; Metazoa; Chordata; Actinopteri; Carangiformes; Carangidae. The transcript has 10 exons. The coding region runs from base 127 to 1461 and encodes 444 amino acids. The record is from RefSeq and is a predicted model, not a curated record. Gene Ontology annotation, cellular component: cytoplasm. Gene Ontology annotation, molecular function: identical protein binding; L-ornithine transaminase activity; pyridoxal phosphate binding.
GCUGCGCGAGAGCCACACGGUCAUAUAAUCAGCUUCAAAUAGCAGACCGGACAGGAAACGUUCAAGAGGGCUUCAAGAGGGCUUUGAACUCCGCUUCACUUCUUUUUGUCAGAGCUGCAUACAACCAUGAACGGAAUGAUUCUCCGGUUCAGCCGCAGUCUAAGCCGUGCUGCCCCUGUUCUCCAUCGCACCAUCCACUCUGGCACACGUCCCGCCUCCACUGCUGCCACCAAACUGAGGGUUGAACGCCCACUUACCUCAGAGGAAAUCUAUGUCCGCGAGGACAAGUACGGAGCGCACAACUACCAUCCCCUGCCUGUGGCCUUAGAGAGAGGGGAAGGCAUCUAUGUGUGGGAUGUGGAGGGCAACCGGUAUUAUGACUUCCUGAGUGCCUACAGCGCAGUAAACCAGGGACACUGCCACCCAAAGAUCAUAGCUGCGCUCAGCGCCCAGGCCUCCAAACUCUCCCUGACCUCCAGAGCUUUCUACAACAAUGUGCUGGGAGCCUAUGAGGAAUACAUCACAAACAUGUUUGGCUAUGACAAAGUUUUACCCAUGAAUACAGGUGUUGAAGGUGGUGAGACUGCCUGCAAGCUUGCCCGCAAGUGGGCCUACAGUGUGAAGGGGGUUCCCAAAAACAAGGCCAAAAUCAUCUUUGCAGAUGGAAACUUCUGGGGCCGCACCAUGGCAGCCAUCUCCAGCUCCACUGACCCCAGUAGUUAUGAAGGUUUCGGUCCCUUCAUGCCAGGAUUUGAGCUUGUUCCAUACAAUGACAUUCCUGCACUGGAGAAAGCCUUUCAAGACCCAAAUGUGGCAGCUUUCAUGGUGGAGCCCAUCCAGGGCGAGGCUGGGGUGGUGGUGCCCGACCAGGGCUACCUGACCAAAGUCAGAGAACUUUGCACCAAAUACAACGUGUUGUGGAUUGCUGAUGAGGUGCAGACAGGCCUGGCACGUACCGGCCGGCGGCUGGCUGUGGACCACGAGGAAGUCCGUCCAGAUGUGGUAAUUCUGGGCAAAGCUCUUUCUGGAGGAGUUUACCCUGUUUCUGCUGUUCUGUGUGAUGAUGAAAUAAUGCUGACCAUCAAGCCUGGGGAACACGGGUCCACGUAUGGAGGUAACCCUGUGGCCUGUCAGGUUGCUAUCGCUGCACUUCAGGUGAUGGAGGAAGAGAAGCUCGCAGAGAAUGCUCAAAGGAUGGGAGAGCUGCUGCGGUCUGAGUUGAGAAAGCUUCCCAAAGACAUUGUGACAGCAGUCAGAGGAAAAGGCCUCCUCAAUGCAGUCGUCAUCAAAGAGACCAGAGACUACGAUGCCUGGAAAGUGUGCUUACGUCUUCGUGACAAUGGACUGCUGGCCAAGCCCACCCAUGGUGACAUCAUCCGCCUGGCCCCUCCCCUCAUCAUUAAAGAGCACGAGCUGCACGAAUGUGUCGAUAUCAUCCAGAGAACCAUCAUGUCCUUCUAAGCAGCUGCUAUUGUAGUAAUACACAGACAUUCUUUAAAUUGAUAAUCUGCAUUAGCUGAAGCUAUGGCCUGUCAAAGUCGCCGAAACAUUUAUUACUUGUGUUCAUUUCUAUGUGUUUUUAAGAUAGGAUCUCUUUGAAGGGCAAUUACUGUAGAAAUACAGUAUACAUAGACUGUGUAUGGAGUGUGCUUCUAUGAGGAUACACUGACACUUUUGUACAGAAAAACUGCUGUAAAGAAAAGGGUUCCAUUAGACUGCCUGAGGAAAGACUGCUACACAGGUGGAAAACAUCUGUGGUUUGUUUUAAAUGUUCCCCAUCUUAAAAUGAAUUCAACAAAUAGAUGAAUUUUGAAAUGGUUAAUUCAGGGUUUUGCUGGUAAUGGGUGAUGUAAAUAAUGACCAUUGUGUCUUGAAUGAAACCUUUUUAAUUUUAAAAAAAGAUCACUUUAUUUCACUUUUUUUUUUUUUUUUCUCAACAGAGGCACACAGAUACAUCUGACAGACUUUUGUAUGGGACAAGUUACAAGCUGAAAAACAUAAGAGGGAAAGACAGCUUGCUGAAGUGAAAUUGUGUCUACAGUACUCAAUGUACCAUAGUUUACUAGAGUAAUAUAGAUGAGUUUACAGUUACAGCUCAGUUACAGUCUACUCAGCUGCCCCUGUCUGCUGGGGUUCACGUGCAUCUUUAAAAAGCCCUUGACAUGUAUAGGAAGUUCUCAGAUUACAGGUCAUCAGAUUUCAUAAAAAACUUCAUAAUUGCACUAAAACUCUGACAAUGCUAGAAGUUUAAGUAGAAUUAAUGUCCCGUACAAAUUAUAAACAUAUUAUAUGAACCUGUUUCAUUUUAAUUUAAAAUAAAUGACUGUUACUGUGGAAGAAAUGCUUUAUGGGAACUGUAGUCCUUGAACUUAAAUGCUGAAACCGAACAGAUACGUUUUUUUCCUCUUUGUUGUAUUAUUUGGUUUAUUUUAUUUCUAAAAGGGACAUGCUGUGUGAGGAUUAUGCUGCUAGCUAAGGCUGGUUUAGUUUCAAGUAUUUACAGUAUCUACAGUAAGUUAAGUUGUUGAACUUUCUGGUGAAUGUUUUAACUGUUGUAAAACAAUGUAAUUUCAAGGGCUAUAUCACCUUGAAGUUGUUACAUAACCCAUUGUUCAUCAAAUAAAUUUUUUUGCAGUCUUCA